Jaminaea rosea is the source of this 2626-nucleotide messenger RNA. RefSeq lists its product as hypothetical. The transcript is spliced from 2 exons. NCBI's taxonomy places the organism in Eukaryota, Fungi, Basidiomycota, Exobasidiomycetes, Microstromatales. The record is from RefSeq and is a predicted model, not a curated record. Bases 107 to 2323 code for a protein of 738 amino acids.
ACUAGCAUUCUUCCUCAAUCUUCAAUGACGCUUGCGGUCUAAGAGAACGACAUCAACACAAGCAACAGCAUAUAGUCUCGUCUUUCCGAUCUUCCCAUUCGCGGCCAUGUCCGCUGCCACUCUCAAUGCAUCGCAAGAUAGCGUCGCCUCCUCAGCAGCAUCGUCCUCCGGCGGCGGCUCCUCCAAAGAUGGUCUUCCAAUGCCUGCCCGUCGAGUGAGCACCUUCGACUCCUCAAGCUCUUCAUCUUACUCGCCGUCGAAUCCACACGACCCGAAUCUCAAGCCCGCCGCCUCCAUCCUCGCCAACGCACACGAGGGUACAUCCCGGGAAAAGGUACGGGCCAAGUCCUCCAAGCGCUCCGCCUUCAAGGCUGCCUUUGUACCGGUGCAGCCGGGCAGAUUGAUCAAGAGCAAUGGCAAGCCGCUAGGCAAGAGCUUCGAGCGCAAGACGCCCUUGCCGCAGGGGGCUAAAUUCGAGGGUGGUGUGGUACUGCAGCAUGACCCGAGAGGAGAGGAGGCGAGCUCCGGUGAUGGGCUUGUCCCGGCAGGGGCAACGAGCAGCGAUACUACCGGGAGUAGCAGCGUGAACGGCGCUAGUAGUGGGGAGGUCACGGGGGAUAGUCUGAGCGAGAGUGGGAGCACCACAGGACUGUCUUCUUCGCCUUCCACGUCGAUGUCGUCCUAUAGCCGAAGCCCUUCAGUGGAUACGGCGGCUGGUGGCGAAGAGGACGAUGUCUUCUCUGAGGUCUCGUCGCCCAUUCACCACCCGAGGAGUCGGACGAACACCAUGUCCACGGAGAGCUCGUCCAGUGGCUCUUCACAAUGUGCCAUCCGCUUUGCCCCCCUCCCCGUCUCCGGUCGCCUCAAGCGCGCCAACUCAAUCACAAUCGGCGUCGCAGCUCGAUCCCAACUCCUACGAUCGCAAGGCACCGGCCGCAACUCAUCUCAAUUUCCUGCACAGCCCAUCCAAGCACCGCUGCCGCACGGCAUGUCCUACCAAGAUACGCACAAGGGUGUACAAGCCGGCUCGCCCAACUACAAUCCCAGGAACAGCAAGCAGAAUGUUCAGCGUAGCGGCUCUCAGAAUUCGGGCACGCCAGGGUCCGUGGGAUCUUCUGGGUCACGAAGGAGCGGAGAGUCGCAGGUCGGCAGCCCAUCUUCGCAGAGCAGCAGCAGCAUCAAUAGCAUGUCAGGCUUUGGGGCCUUGCCGGACGAUACCGUCGACUUGGGCGAGGAGCUGAGCAAGGGGUUGAAGUCGGCUUGGAGGAAGAUGAGGGGAGGGAGCACCAGUAACGGUAGUGACAAGAACGCCAAUGGCGAGAAGACGGCAGUGGGAGCUCCGACAGAUAAAGUCACCCCUUCGACGGUCUCCGCAACCAAGAAGACGAGCGGCUUUGACGCACCGUCCAAUACGGCGGACAAGAGCCGUACGGGCUCAGCAAUCGCUGCGGACCCAGGAGGAGGAGCGAGCAAAGGCGCUUCAUCGGGGGGCGCGGCCACGCCUGCCGCAGGCGACCACACACCGCGACGUCCCACUUCACCAGCACAAGGCCUCUCCGCCCUCUCAUUGCAGGAUCGACAACAGCAGCAGGCCCAGGACUCAUCGCAGGGCUCGCAUCAUGACCAUUUCCCUGCACAUGGCAGCGCGAAUACCCACAAGGAUCAUUCUCACGGACCGGGCCCAUGGCAGCACCACAACCCAUUCCUCGUCGACCACGAAGAUCGCGGAGGAGACGGAGCGAAGACGCCUCGUGCCUCACAGCAGAAUGCUGAUGCCGGCAGCAGCGGCAUGACUGGCGGUGGUCCACAUCGACGUCUCUCCACAGGUGCCUUCCUCAAGAACGAGAGCCUGAGGGAGAUGCAGGAGCGCAGAAGGAAGGGUCUGCUUGGGAUGGAGGGUGAGAGCCCUGAUGAGCAUGAUGAUGAGCACGACGAGGACGGCUUCGAGGAGGCCGAGCAAGGUGCGAUGGAUCAGGCGCGCGAGCAGGAGACCUUCGCCGCUUCGCUCAAGCAGUCCCUCGGCCGCACUGGAGCGGGUACCGUUCUGGCUCGCCUGUCCCCGUGGGGCGGGCAGGCACCGGCCUCGACGGAUGAUCAGGAUGUGGGAAGGGGUUUGCAGAGGCAAGACGACGUUGUGAUGCCCAAGCAUAAUCCUGAGCAGGAGGAUGACAGCAGCAGCAGCGGGAGGAAUGACGAUGAUGAGGGAGAGGAAGACGAAGACGAGGAGGAGAUGCGCGAGGCUGAACAGCUGGCAGAACAGAGUGCGGCGGCCGCUUCGAGGGGAAGAAUGGAGAAGGCCGCUGCGGUUGAGAAGGUGCACUGAUGCAGGACGAGGAUGUGGUGUCAAUAUGGACUUUUGUCGUGCUUUCGACUUUGAUUCAAUACGCUAUGGUCGUGUUGUUACUAUUUGACUUUGAUUCUGGUUGAGUCAAGUCUCUGUAUGGUGUGCCGAGCUGCGUUGAAGACGUCAAGGUGGACGCCGACGCCUGAGGCACAAGCCGCUACGGCGCUUCAUAGCACCGGCACGUCGCUUCUCUACUCUCGCACUCUCUUCUUCUACUUUCCGCCUCCCAAUCACCAGUCUCUUAUGCCCGCCCGCCUCAAGCUUGAAACUUCCUCAGUGUUG